Messenger RNA from Rhizophagus irregularis DAOM 181602=DAOM 197198, 468 nucleotides. The record is from RefSeq and is a predicted model, not a curated record. Lineage: Eukaryota; Fungi; Glomeromycota; Glomeromycetes; Glomerales; Glomeraceae.
AUGGCCGAAAUAAAUGCUUAUCAAAGAAUCUUGGAAGAUUUGCGACAAUUACAACCAACCGAAAUUGUGGCAUAUCCGCCACCUUAUACGAUUACCGCAGGCUUGGAAGAAAAAUUUGAUUUAAUCAAUGCUGCCAUAGAAAGGUCCAAGCGCAUUGAUGACCGAAUAUUAAUGCUAGCAAAUGUCUACUAUUUAGGACAUUUUCUGGAAGUAGAAAUUCGGGAUAAUACAAGACGCGGUCAAUUUCUACAACAAUUAUCUAUACAUUUCCGGACGAUUGCUAUCCGAACUUAUUAUAUAUUUGAGGUCUCCGGAGUUGAACAGAUUAUGAGAACAACCCAUACAACCCCCACUAUGAUCCGGAAGCUCAGUACGGCAGAAUAUAAGGAUUUGGUCUUUAAAUCCAUCGAAAUUUUCAACGGGAUUGAAAAUCUGGGAGGGAGUGGUGUUAAUCGAAUAAUCACAUGA